CAAGCCGGUCCUCCACCCGCUAAUUCCUGUCCCUAAGCUUCACCCGUCACGCCGGCCAACGAGCGAUCCCUGUCGCCCCCUUCCUGCCUCAGGUCUUUCUUUUCCCUUGCGCUCAGUUUGUUGGGAGUGUGAAAGGAGAAGGCCCAGGGACGCCCCGACCCCUUAUUCUGCCCAUCGCAAGUGCCACUACCGCCAUGGGCCUCACCAUCUCUUCUCUGUUCUCCCGCCUCUUCGGCAAGAAGCAGAUGCGUAUUUUGAUGGUUGGAUUGGAUGCUGCUGGCAAGACGACCAUUCUGUAUAAACUGAAGUUAGGGGAGAUAGUCACCACCAUUCCUACCAUUGGUUUUAAUGUGGAAACAGUAGAGUAUAAGAACAUUUGUUUCACAGUAUGGGAUGUUGGUGGUCAAGAUAAAAUUAGGCCUCUCUGGAGGCAUUACUUCCAGAAUACCCAGGGUCUUAUUUUUGUGGUAGAUAGCAAUGAUCGUGAAAGAAUUCAGGAAGGAGCCCAAGUACUGCAGAAAAUGCUUGAGGAAGAUGAGCUGCAAGAUGCAGUGCUGCUGCUUUUUGCAAACAAACAGGAUUUGCCAAAUGCUAUGGCUAUCAGCGAAAUGACAGAUAAAUUAGGCCUUCAGUCUCUCCGUAACAGAACAUGGUAUGUUCAAGCCACUUGUGCUACACAAGGAACUGGUCUGUAUGAGGGACUUGAUUGGCUGUCAAACGAGCUUUCAAAACGUUAAAUAAAACUGGAUAUCUAACCAAGGACACAU
Molecule: messenger RNA, 767 nt
Organism: Marmota flaviventris (yellow-bellied marmot)
Lineage: Eukaryota; Metazoa; Chordata; Mammalia; Rodentia; Sciuridae
Product: ADP-ribosylation factor 4
Molecular function (GO): GTP binding; GTPase activity
Source: RefSeq, a predicted model, not a curated record